CGGAGCGAGCGCGGAGGCGGAAGUUCCCUACCGGCUAGAGGUGGGGGACGGCGCAGGCACCGCGAGCCACUUGUCAGAGCUGGUCUGAGGCGGAGACUGCGCCGCGCGGGUCCGGAGUUUCUUUCAUUUUCUGGAACUGCACAUUGAACCCUUGGAACCAUGAGCAGCUACAGCGUGUCGUUGGUUGGCCCAGCUCCUUGGGGUUUCCGGCUCCAAGGCGGCAAGGAUUUCAACAUGCCUCUGACAAUCUCUAGUCUGAAAGAUGGCGGCAAAGCAUCGCAGGCGCAUGUGAGGAUAGGUGAUGUGGUCCUCAGCAUUGAUGGAAUCAGCGCACAUGGAAUGACUCAUCUUGAAGCCCAGAACAAGAUUAAGGGUUGUACAGGCUCCCUGAAUAUGACUCUGCAAAGAGCCUCUGCUGCAGCCAAGCCUGAGCCUGUUGCUGUCCAGAAGCCCACAGUCACCAGCCUGUGUACCGAGUCUGCUCAGGAGCUAGCAGAGGGACAGAGAAGAGGAUCGCAGGGUGACAUUAAGCAGCAAAAUGGCCCACCAAGAAAACACAUUGUGGAGCGCAACACGGAGUUUUACCACAUACCCACACACAGUGAUGCCAGCAAGAAAAGGCUGAUUGAGGACACUGAAGACUGGCGCCCACGGACUGGAACAACUCAGUCUCGUUCCUUCCGGAUCCUUGCCCAGAUCACCGGGACUGAGCAUCUGAAAGAAUCUGAAAAUGACAAUACAAAGAAGGCAAAGAUUGACAGUCCUCUGGAAGACCUACUCACAAAUGGACCGCAGCCACCUGCAGCUCCCCAGGUGUUAAAUGUUCAUAGCCAAGUAGCCACACUUUCUAAAGUAGCAGCCACUUGCUCUAGUGUUAGCAGCUCUACAAGAACUGUAGAAGGUUUUUUGGAAGGUUUUGGAAACUUUUCUGCCUUUUCCUCUCCUGCUAGAUACAGUGCUGCAGUUGUCAGCGGUGCAGCUGCCACUGUGUCUGCUGCUCUUGCUGCAAAAACCAGGCUCUCCGGCCCUCAGUUCCUUCUAGAUGCCCUGUGCAUCAGCACUGUCCCCAAGCCUCUAGCUCUUUCCUGUCUUCAGUCCUCCGAGAAGUCAAGUGGCUCUAUCCAUGUUAAGACAAGCAGCAGUACUCAGGAGCCUUCUCAGCAGUCAGCUUCCUCGGGAGCUUCACCUCCCAGAGCAUCUGAGAGUCUGGAGAGCCCUCCGAGCAGGCCAGGGGUGGCUGGCCUCAGGACCGCUGCCGCUUUCAAGCCUGUAGGAUCCACCAGCGCCAUCAAGUCCCCAAGCUGGCAACGCCCAAACCAAGCAGCACCUUCUACUGGAAGAAUUUCAAACAAUGCAACUUCCUCAGGUACAGGGGCCCCUGUGAACUCAGCUGUGGGGCCACCCCAGCCAAGUGAGCAAGACACACUGGUGCAGAGAGCUGAGCACAUUCCAGCAGGCAAGCGAACUCCCAUGUGUGCCCACUGCAACCAAGUCAUCAGGGGACCUUUCCUUGUGGCUCUGGGAAAGUCUUGGCAUCCAGAAGAAUUUAACUGUGCUCACUGCAAAAAUACUAUGGCCUACAUUGGGUUUGUUGAGGAGAAGGGGGCUCUGUACUGUGAGCUUUGCUAUGAGAAAUUCUUCGCUCCUGAAUGUGGCCGGUGCCAGAGGAAGAUCCUUGGAGAAGUCAUCAAUGCUUUGAAACAAACCUGGCACGUGUCCUGCUUCGUGUGUGUGGCUUGUGGAAAACCCAUUCGUAAUAAUGUUUUCCACUUGGAAGAUGGAGAGCCCUACUGUGAGACUGAUUAUUAUGCCCUUUUUGGAACAAUAUGCCGCGGAUGCGAAUUCCCCAUAGAGGCUGGUGACAUGUUCCUGGAAGCUCUGGGCUCCACCUGGCAUGACACUUGCUUUGUGUGCUCUGUGUGUUGUGAAAGUUUGGAAGGGCAAACAUUUUUCUCCAAAAAGGACAAGCCACUUUGCAAAAAACACGCUCAUUCUGUGAAUUUUUGAAAGUCAACAGUUCCAGGAAAGAGAAGGAAUUUGAAGAAAAAGGAGGAAAAUUAAAAUUACCCAUUUAAUUUUUAGUUUUAAUAUUUAAAUGGAGUUCUAAAAAAUAAUAGUAGCCAUGAAGGGAUAAACUCCAACAUUAAAACCCAGGUCUUUGAGAAAACAGUUGGCUUUAGAAAGUCCAGACAGUUUGGCAUUUAUUACACCUUGCCUGAAUUUUCUCCCGAUGAAAUAGCCUUUCUGAAAAUCAAUUUCCCAGCUAUUAAGUUCAUCUUAGACUAAAUUAGCAAAGGAUUACAUUGUAGAAUUAAAAAUCCAGGCUCCAUGCUGAAGUGAUUCUUUCCCUGUCAGGUAGCAUAAGAAUCCACAGAAGGCAAUAAAAGUGCCUUAAGCUUUAUUAAAAAGAGUAAUUGUUUAAUAACCCAUUUUAUCUUUAAAAUAGUAUGUAGGAGUUUAAAUAUAUUUCUUGAGUAGGCAGUAUCUUUUUUCUUCUUAGUGUGUGUACAUGCUUUGGUCUUCUCAUUGGCACUUUCAGGAAGGUGGUCCAAGCAAGUUUUUGAU
Messenger RNA from Acomys russatus (golden spiny mouse), 2565 nucleotides. RefSeq names its product PDZ and LIM domain 5 (gene Pdlim5). The coding region runs from base 160 to 2007 and encodes 615 amino acids. Gene Ontology annotation, cellular component: Z disc; filamentous actin; adherens junction. The record is from RefSeq and is a predicted model, not a curated record. Gene Ontology annotation, biological process: heart development; actin cytoskeleton organization; muscle structure development. The transcript is spliced from 16 exons. Gene Ontology annotation, molecular function: muscle alpha-actinin binding; actin binding. Lineage: Eukaryota; Metazoa; Chordata; Mammalia; Rodentia; Muridae.